Molecule: messenger RNA, 4988 nt
Organism: Closterium sp. NIES-67
Lineage: Eukaryota; Viridiplantae; Streptophyta; Zygnematophyceae; Desmidiales; Closteriaceae
Source: the annotation of a GenBank genome assembly
GCGCGCUCGCUCGCUCGCCUCGCUGGAGUACCCGUUGCUCCGCGAAUCAAACGCCGAUUGGUGGGAGGCGAGGCGAGGCGAGGAGAAAACUCGGCCUGGCUGGCUGGCUGGCACUCGUGAAGUCUGCAAUCACGAGCGAGCAGAAACACGUCGCAGGCAGUGCGCUACACGGUACGGCGCGCGCGAUGGAUUAUUGUCGACUUGACAGCAGGCGAGCAUGCACGAGGCGAGGGCAUGGAUGCUCGAGAAUGCGGAUAAGAGGGCAUGCCAUAAUGCAAAGCAGGGUCGAGGAGUCAAACACUGUCAGACUGCCGCACAGCCGCGAGCGAUUAACGCCUUGCUUUCGAAGCAGCAUUCCCCGCGAGGCCUCCCGCAGCUCUCGUGCGCGCGCUCACACUUCAUGCGGGGUCUCGGCACCUGCCACCCUGUCAGUCGUUCUGACGGCGAGGGAAACGAGUCGGGCGGACAGUCAUACAAGGGACGGUGGCGAGGGAGCAGACGUGAGACCGCUUUCAUUCACUGAAUUUCCCAAGAGCUUGCCGCGAUUCACUGACAUACCGACAGCGAACAGCCAAGUAGGCCGCCGCACGGCGCUAACGACAUGGAGUGCGAGCGGCAGACGACGCGAGGCGACAGCUGGCGAGAUCCAAGGCACUCAUCGAGCGACGACGAUUCGAUGCACGACGCCGCGACGAACGACCCCUCAGCCUGCGACGCCGUCGACGGGCCCGCGGGGAACCUUCCGCGGAGCGAGGGAGGGCAGCGGGCGGGCGACGGCAAUGGGGGCGCGCGCGAGCGCGAGAACAAGCUCGGAUGGAAUCCGCGCGGCGGCGGUGCCCCGCGGCCGAGGCGGAGCAAAGGUGCUCAAUUUCCGCAAGCCGCCGCGACCGCAGCCGUCGCUGAAUGCGUCUCGGGAGCGAACGCCGCCUCGCCGCCACUGCCCCCGCUGGACGCGAUGGGCGGCGCGGCGAGCCGGCACGUGCGCGCCGUGGAGGACGCGGCGCUGUGGCACGCGUGCGCGGGGCCGCUGGUGACGGUGCCGGGCGUGGGGUCGCUGGUGGCGUACUUCCCGCAGGGCCACGCGGAGCAGCAGCAGCGCCUCGCGCAGCGCGAUCCGCCGAUGCUGGAGGAGUCGGAGUCGCCAUCCUACUCCCCUCCGGGGCUGUCGUCGCCGAUCGCCAUCGCCGUGUCCGACUCGCAGUCGCACUUGCGGUCGCAUGACAGCGGCGACGAUUCGCCAAGCCCGUCGCACGGCGAUAGCGGGUUGAGCCAGUCGCCCAGCCAAUCAGAGUCCAGCGGCUGCACUCUCCGCGCGCAAGGCAGUGGUAGUCCCGGCGCGCGUGGCGGAACGGAGGGCGCGCGGGGGAUGAGGCAGCAGCAGCUGCCGCCGAGCCACAUGUUCUGCAGGCUGACGGCCGUCACGCUUCAGGCGGACGAGCGCACGCACGAGCUCAUGGUGCGCUUCGAGCUGCAGCCCGUCCACGAGGCAGAGGCGGCGCGGGUGCAGGCCGCUGCGAGCUAUGAGGCGCGCAAGGCGGGCGCGGGGGGGAAGAGAGGACAGGAGCACGGCAGGAGGGGGGAGGAGGGGGAGGGGAAGGAGCAGGAGGCGGAAGAGGGUGAGGAGGAGGGCGGCACGGAGAUGGACGGGGCGGUCGAGCAGGUGCCACGUCAGGCGGGGCUGCAGGCGGGGGUGCACACGAACGUGGCGCUGCACGCGCGCCUGCACAUGUGCUGCAAGCGCCUCUCCUCGAGCGACGCCGCGCCGCACGGUGGCUUCUUCAUCCCGUGCAAGGCCGCCGAGUCGCUCUUCCCCGCCCUCAACGCCAACGAGGAGGGGCCAUGUCAGCAGCUGGUGGCAUCUGACGUGUUUGGCCGCGAUUGGAACUUCCGCCAUGUGUACCGCGGGUCGCCGCGCCGCCACCUGCUCACGGCGGGGUGGAGCGCGCUGUGUGCCUCGUGGGGGCUCGCUGCCUCCGACCGCAUCGUCUUCCUCCGGGCGGGCAACGGCGCGCUCAAGGUGGGCACGAGGCGCAGCGAGGCCGUGGUGGCGGCGCAGCAGAGGCGGCAGAGGGAGCGGGAGAGAGAGAGGGGCAGGCUGGCCGUGGAUGCUGCGUGCAGCACGGGCACAGUCAACGGGGAGCAGGACAGGGGGGGUGCGGAGGGGUGUGGGUGUGGGGUGGGCAGCGCGGGUGCAGGGACAGCUGCCGCAGGUGCAGCGGCAGCAAGCGGCGGUGGUGGAGCAGUGGAACCAAAGCAAGUGCUGGAUUGGGCGGCGCACUGCCAUCACGAGAAGAGGCCGUUCUCUGUCGUCUACCACCCCUGUCUGGCAGCCACCCCGGCGCCCUUCAUCGUGCCGCUGGGGUCGUUCUGUGCCGCGCUGCGCCUCAAGCAGCGCCUGGCGCCGGCCACCGAGGUGCGCAUGGCGUUUGAGACAGACGAGCUCGCCGUGCACCGCCUGCGCGGCACCGUCACGGCCGUGCACCGCGCGGUGAGCGGCGUGUGGCCCACGUCGCAGUGGCGGUCGGUGCGCGUGCGCUGGUUCGACUGCGACCCCGCGCUGCCCAAGCCGCCUCUCGGGCGCCUCUUCCGCCCCGCACUUUCCCCCCACGCCCUUGCGCCUGCCCCCCUCCGCCUCCGCCUCCGCCUCCGCCUCCCCCAGCGCCCCGCGGCGCAUCAGCCUGGCGGAGUGGCGGCAGUGGCGCGCGCUGGAUGGAGGGAUGUGGUGAGGUUGGACAGCGCGUGGAAGCUGUCAGCACUAGCGGGGGGAAAGGGACCUGCCACGUCAGCAGAGGCUCCUUCAGAAGCCGCAGAGGCAUCAGAGGCAUCAGAGGCGUCAGCAUCAGCAUCAGCAUCAGCUCGGCUUUCCCCUGCAGCAUCCAGCGCUGCAGUUGCAUCAGAGAGCCAGCAGCAGCAGCAGCGGGUGCCUGCUGCCCCCCCCCUCUCUCACUCCAUCCCCCCAACCAUGGCUGCUCCGCUGCGCCCCUCCCACUCCCACUCUCGCCUCCCCUCACUCCCCCUCAUACACGCGCCCUCCCCCUCACACUCGGGCAUCAGCAGCGGCCACAGUGCUGCCACGCAAGCACAUGCGGGUGCCACCAUGCCACAACCGCCAGCAGCAGCAGCGGGUGGGCGUGAGAGCAGCAGGGCUGCCACCACCCCUCGACACAGUGGUGGCGUGUUGGCAGCCGCAGGAGCGCCGUCAGGCAGUGGCGUGCGCAAGCGAGUGCGCUUCCAGUGCGGCGUUGACCCGCCUGCGCCUGCUCGGCACCCUGCCAUGCACCCCACCCACGAGCACCGCCCUCUGCUGGCCCCCCCUUCUGCUGCCGGGCCCCUCUCCCCUGCUGCUCGCCCCCCCUGCCCCACUCGGCCCGCCAGGCUGUCACUCACCUCCCUGCUCCCAUGCACUAGCUGCCACGUGGCUGCUAACUCAUCAGGCGAGCGGCCAGCCAAGAAGGCAAGGAGUGCUGCCCGUGAUGUGAGGUGGCAGAGUGGUGAUGUGGAGGGGCGUGCAGAGGAGGGGGGAGAGGUGGACGGGGAGGAGGACAAUGGGGGGUGUGAGGAGCGAGUGGUGUGCGAUGAGGGGGAGGCGGACGAGGGACGGAAGGACGAAGAGGAGAGGGAGGAAGAUGAGGGGAUGGAGGAGGGGAGAAGUGAGGAAGAGGAGGGGAGGGAGGGAGAGGAGGGAAGGCAGGGAGGAGCGGAGGGUGUCACAUGCGACAACAGGCAUUCUUCAUUUGAAGCAGCGGCAGUGUCACUGCUGGUGCUCAAACAGGGCGGCCAGCACUCUGCACCACCACCACCAGCACCACCAGCAGCAGCACCAGCAGCCCUAGCAGCACCAGCAGCACCAACAGCACAGACAGCAAUGCAGCAGCCCGCCGUGUCUUCGUGUCUCACCCUCUCGCUCUCUCCCUCCUCCCCACCACCCGCUCAUCGCUCCACUGAACCUCUCGCCUCAGGUGCUUCAGGUGCCUCAGAUGCCUCAGGUUGGUGCGACCCGCUGGCACUCUCCCUCACCCCCUCUCCCCAUCUGCCUCACACGUGGCGCAUACAGCAGCAGCAGCAGCAGGGUGGGGCAGGUGGAAACGCAGUGGCACAUGGCAGGCAUGACGUGGCACAAGGCGUGCAUUAUGUGGCACGAGGUGUGCAUGACGUGGCACGAGGCAUGCAUGAGGUGGCACAAGACAUGGCAACGCACCCUGAAGGAGGAAGCGCGGUGGGGCCACAGGAGGAAGUACCAGAGACGCCAAGGCAGGGGGGCGAGGGCAUGAGGGGAGUGGCAAUGUACAGCUGUGAUGAAGCGAUAGGGGAGGGGAGCAGGGAGAGCGAGGCACGUGCAUCUGCUGCUGCACUGGGAAGAGCAGCAGCCGGGGAGGCAUUGCAGCCCAGUGCCCAUGGUGCUGCUUUCGCUCCCGGUGUCGCUACUGGUGCUGCUGUUGGUAAAGCUACUGGUGUUGCUGGUGGUCCAGGUGCUGCUGGUGGGAUGCGGCGCAUCAAACUGCGCAUGGAGGGCAGCCCGGUGGGGCGCACGGUGGAUCUGAGUGGGCUGGCCGGCUUCCAAUCACUGUACGCCAUGUGCGCAGCCAUGCUGCAGCUGCCCCUGCAACAGCCGUGCGCCAAUGUGGCAUCUGAGGUGACUCAAACGCCGCUGUUGGAAAUAUCUCAAAGGACUUCAGCGUUUCUGAAGUGUAACACUACACUCGAGGAAGAUCGCAACGGGUACGCGAGUCAACGGAGGUUACACAAGGGGACGGACAAAGAACGCGAAGGAACUUGAAGGGUCGCAACUGGAGGUUGCGACUGACCGUUACAACAGCGCGGAUGGUAACCGAAGCGACAAUCGAGUCGCUGUGUGACUCGAUAAACCGCUCCUGUAACUGUAUUCUACUGUCAAACAUGUGUAUUUGUCAUGUUUGUAUAGACUGUGUAGGGUCGCCUCUUAGAGAGUACAACACUUAGGUAUAUCUUUGUGUACUCUCACUCUAUCA